AUGGCUCCAUCAGAUAAGAAGAAGCGAAGCCAUCUUAAAUCGAAACCCUCGUCAUCCAAGCGUCGCAAGACCGCAAAGGCAGGCCCUGAAGCACCUGGCCAGUCCGAGGAAGCUGACCCUCAAUCGACCAUCCCAUCCCAAGCUCAGCCUACGAGCCCGGUACACUCAUCGUCCAGCGACCUGUCGUACAAGAUUUAUGAUGGCCUCGACCGCUAUGGCGAUCUUGAACCGUCCGGUAUCAUAGUCGAUGUCGAGCUACCAGCUGAUAUCAAAGAGUAUGCAGAUAGCACGGUCUUGAGUAUCAGUAGGCUCCGAAAUGCUGAGCAGGGCGGAACAGAAUCGUUUCAGGAGCAGAUAGCUGAAGUCAACAGCAGACGCAGCAUGCACCAUGAAUGGGUGGGGCUUAUACACAAGGCCAUUCUUCGCCUGAAAUUAGAGAACAGCGUAUCAUUCACAACUGUGGAAGACAAAGAUUGGCACGCAGACAUACAGCCCAAACUGCUGCAGAGUCCCGAAAACAUAUCUCGACCAGACAUUUGUGUUGGGCUGCGUGAACUUCAGAUACGAGAAGUUCUGUAUCACAAAUCUGACGAUGCAGUUGCAGAGGAGUUCUGGAAUAAGCUGAAAGUAGACGGUGGGGUGAUCAGUGACCCAUUUGCGAAGCCGCAGUAUCUGCGAUUUCCAUUCUUCAUUGUGGAAGUCCGGUCCGACACUGCUGGAGAUGACCUACGCCAAACCCAGAAUCGAGCUGCAGUUGGUGCUUCUCGCGCGCUUUGGAUGCUUCAGAUGCUCUCUGCAAAUAGAUGUGAGGUGAAAAGCGCUAAGCCCAAGAAGAGCUUUGAUAUCACCAAUCUUCCGGUAUUUUCAUUUGUUUCGGAUGGCGCAGCAUUCCAACUCUGGGUCCAUUAUCGGAAUAUAGUUGGGGGAGAGAGCUUCGGCAAGAUAGAAUACUGUUCUGCACAUCUGAAAUCAUGGCAUGCAACAAGUGAAAAAGCCUGCUCCAAGAUCCUGAAGAGCAUUUACGCUAUUCUAAGAUGGGGAGUUGGUGAAUAUAAGAUUAAGGUGGCCGAGGCGCUCAAGUCAUUUAUGUGA
Molecule: messenger RNA, 1092 nt
Organism: Aspergillus welwitschiae
Lineage: Eukaryota; Fungi; Ascomycota; Eurotiomycetes; Eurotiales; Aspergillaceae
Exons: 2
Coding region: 1-1092 (363 amino acids)
Source: RefSeq, a predicted model, not a curated record